Neomonachus schauinslandi (Hawaiian monk seal) is the source of this 1856-nucleotide messenger RNA. RefSeq names its product L-2-hydroxyglutarate dehydrogenase (gene L2HGDH). NCBI's taxonomy places the organism in Eukaryota, Metazoa, Chordata, Mammalia, Carnivora, Phocidae. The record is from RefSeq and is a predicted model, not a curated record. The transcript has 10 exons. Gene Ontology annotation, molecular function: (S)-2-hydroxy-acid oxidase activity; (S)-2-hydroxyglutarate dehydrogenase activity. Bases 1 to 1392 code for a protein of 463 amino acids.
AUGGUGCUGGCGCUGCGUUACCUGAGCGGUGCCUGCGGGCGGGCCCGCGUGGGUUUCCCCGGGGGCUUCUCUGCGGCGUGCGGGCCGGCGCGGGGGAGGCCCUGGCCGCUGUGCCAGGGUGGCCGUAGAGCCAGCACCCGUUCAUUUGAUGUAGUCAUUAUUGGUGGCGGAAUUGUGGGCCUCGCCUCUGCCAGAGCACUCAUCCUGCGACAUCCAGCACUUUCCAUUGGUGUUCUGGAAAAGGAGAAAGAUUUAGCUGUUCACCAGACUGGACAUAACAGUGGUGUCAUACAUAGUGGAAUUUAUUAUAAACCUGAAUCUCUGAAAGCUAAAUUGUGUGUACAAGGUGCAGCCCUCAUCUAUGAGUAUUGUAACCAAAAGGGAAUUUCCUACAAACAAUGUGGCAAGCUUAUAGUAGCUGUUGAACAAGAAGAAAUUCCCAGACUUCAAGCCCUAUAUGAGAGAGGCCUGCAGAACGGUGUCCAGGGCCUGAGGCUAAUCCAACAGGAGGAUAUAAAGAAGAAGGAGCCAUAUUGUAGGGGUCUAAUGGCUAUUGAUUGCCCAUACACCGGCAUUGUGGACUAUCGGCAGGUGGCUUUGUCAUUUGCCCAGGAUUUCCAAGAAGCAGGUGGCUUUGUCUUGACCAAUUUUGAAGUAAAAGAUCUUGAAAUGGCUAAAGAAAGUCCGUCAGGAAGUAAAGAUGGGACGAAAUAUCCAAUCGUUAUAAGGAAUACAAAGGGAGAGGAAGUUCAGUGUCAGUAUGUUGUGACAUGUGCAGGACUUUACUCGGACCGUAUUUCAGAGUUGAGUGGCUGUAAUCCUGAUCCUCAAAUUGUACCAUUCCGGGGAGAUUACCUGCUCUUGAAGCCAGAAAAAUGCUAUCUUGUAAAAGGAAAUAUUUAUCCGGUCCCAGAUAGCCGGUUUCCUUUCCUAGGGGUUCACUUCACACCGAGGAUGGAUGGUAGUAUUUGGCUAGGGCCUAAUGCGGUUCUUGCCUUUAAACGAGAGGGCUACAAACCCUUUGACUUCAGUGCCAGAGAUGUUAUGGAUGUAAUUAUCAAGAGUGGCUUGAUUAAAUUGGUGUUCCAGAAUUUUUCCUAUGGAGUUAACGAAAUGUAUAAAGCCUGUUUUCUCAGUGCAACAGUGAAGCACCUUCAAAAGUUUAUCCCUGAAAUUACUGUCAGUGAUAUACUGAGAGGUCCAGCUGGAGUAAGAGCCCAAGCCCUGGAUAGGGAUGGAAAUCUGGUAGAAGAUUUUGUAUUUGAUGGAGGAGUUGGGGAUAUUGGAAAUCGCAUUCUUCAUGUGAGAAAUGCACCUUCCCCUGCUGCUACUUCUUCUCUUGCAAUUUCUGGAAUGAUUGCAGAUGAAGUACAACAAAGAUUUAAGUUGUAAAUAAUGUAAGGAGCUGGUAUGCAUUUUAAUUUCCACAUUCAGCAACAAGAAUAUACUAAUUGCAUCCUUUAAGGAAAAUGAUUUGAAAAUCUCAUUUUUAGGUAUCUCGUUUAGGUAACAACUGAAUUGUUAGAAUGCUGUAACAUAGAAAUAAUAAUUUUUUAAAGUCCAUGCUCUUUUACCUUGUGAAUAAAGAAGGAAGGUACAGUUAUAUCUGUCCUGAAUCCCUGACUUUGUUAUUGACCUCUCCUUACCAACCAUGAUCUAGAGAUUUGGCUCUUCUAGAAUUUCUGGGAACGAAUGCACAAAAAAUUGAUUAUUCCCUUAACCUUUUGGCUUUAUGAUAUCUAAGCUUUUUUUUCUCUCCCAAAUAAGAAAAUAUAGUAUAUUGUAGGUUGUAAACCUCCUUUUAAUUUUAAUUAGUCAUAGGAAAACUCACAUUAUUUGGAGCAAUGGUAUUUGUA